GCUAGGAUCGGACCCGCUUGCAGAUUGCAGUUCCCAGCCAUGGCUCCGCGCUGCUGGCGCUGGUGGCACUGGUCGGCGUGGCCUCGGAUCCGGCCACCCUCCGCCCGGAGCACCCUGACCCUUGGGGGUGCAGAUGAAGUAAGGGACCCUGCAAAUGCCAAAUGUUGAGGAACAAGAGAAGGAGGGUGCAGGUGAGGGUGAAGCUUGGGCAGUUCCAGCUUCUCCUGAACCCUGAAGUUGGUUUGGGAGAAGACCCCCAAGAUCUGUGUGGUGGGCAGUGGCCCAGCAGGUUUCUACACGGCCCAACACUUGCUAAAGCACCACUCCCAGGCCCACGUGGAUAUCUACGAGAAGCAGCUCAUGCCUUUUGGCCUGGUGCGCUUUGGCGUGGCGCCCGACCACCCCGAGGUGAAGAAUGUCAUCAACACGUUCACCCAGACGGCCCAGUCUGACCGCUGUGCCUUCCGUGGCAAUGUGGAGGUGGGCAGGGACGUGACCGUGCCGGAGCUGCGAGAGGCCUACCAUGCUGUGGUGCUGAGUUACGGGGCAGAGGACCAUCAGGCCCUGGAAAUCCCUGGGGAGGAGCUGCCAGGUGUGUUCUCGGCCCGGGCCUUUGUGGGCUGGUACAAUGGGCUUCCGGAGAACCGGGAGCUGGCUCCAGACCUGAGCUGUGACACAGCUGUGAUUCUGGGGCAGGGGAAUGUGGCUCUGGACGUGGCCCGCAUCCUGCUGACCCCACCUGAGCACCUGGAGAAAACGGACAUCACGGAGGCAGCCCUGGGGGUACUGAGGCAGAACCGGGUGAAGACGGUGUGGAUAGUGGGCCGGCGUGGACCCCUGCAAGUAGCCUUCACCAUUAAGGAGCUUCGGGAGAUGAUUCAGUUACCAGGAACCCGGCCCAUUUUGGAUCCUGCAGAUUUCUUGGGUCUCCAGGACAGGAUCAAGGAGGUCCCCCGCCCGAGGAAGCGGCUGACAGAACUGCUGCUUCGAACAGCCACGGAGCAGCCAGGGAUGGAGGAGGCUGCCCGCCAGACGUCAGCCUCCCGGGCCUGGGGCCUCCGCUUUUUCCGAAGCCCCCAGCAAGUGCUUCCCUCACCAGAGGGGCGGCGGGCAGCAGGGAUCCGCCUGGCAGUCACCAGACUGGAGGGUGUUGGUGAGGCCACCCAGGCAGUGCCCACAGGAGACGUGGAAGACCUCCCUUGUGGACUGGUGCUGAGCAGCGUUGGGUAUAAGAGCCGCCCUAUCGACCCCAGCGUACCCUUUGACCCCAAACUUGGGGUCAUCCCCAAUACGGAGGGUCGGGUUGUGGACGUGCCAGGCCUCUACUGCAGUGGCUGGGUGAAGAGGGGACCCACAGGCGUCAUAGCCACCACCAUGACUGACAGCUUCCUCACCGGCCAGUCGCUGCUGCAGGACCUGAAGGCCGGGCUGCUCCCCUCUGGCCCCCGGCCUGGCUACACCGCCAUCCAGGCUCUGCUCAGCCUUCGAGGGGUCCGGCCGGUCUCUUUCUCAGACUGGGAGAAGCUGGAUGCAGAGGAGGUGGCCCGGGGCCGGGGCACCGGGAAGCCCCGGGAGAAGCUGGUGGAUCCUCAGGAGAUGCUGCAGCUGCUGGGGCACUGAGCCCAGACCCCUGUCCGGGGCGGGGGAGGGAGGAGGGCUUGCAGGGAGAGGGCCCGAUCAGCCUGAGAGGGAUUCGGUGCCCCCGCUGCAUCGCGCCGCCCCGCUGAGGGCUUGGCUGUGCCUCUUCCAGGGGUCUCUGGACACGCCCUCCUGUGAGGAGACGGCCGUGCCUGCGGUUUAGUUUUCGGCAGGGAGGUAACCUCAGGGCUGAGCGGAGGCGCCGGCUGACCUCACUCCCUCCCACCUCUCUCCCGCUGGACUGGGGGGUCACGAGCUGGGAACACGCUGGAAAUAAAACAGCCGCAACCAAGGG
This is a messenger RNA of Carlito syrichta (Philippine tarsier), 1933 nucleotides long. RefSeq names its product ferredoxin reductase (gene FDXR). Gene Ontology annotation, biological process: ubiquinone biosynthetic process. Gene Ontology annotation, cellular component: mitochondrion. The transcript has 13 exons. NCBI's taxonomy places the organism in Eukaryota, Metazoa, Chordata, Mammalia, Primates, Tarsiidae. The record is from RefSeq and is a predicted model, not a curated record. Bases 361 to 1620 code for a protein of 419 amino acids.